Molecule: messenger RNA, 7204 nt
Organism: Pecten maximus
Lineage: Eukaryota; Metazoa; Mollusca; Bivalvia; Pectinida; Pectinidae
Product: serum response factor-like
Exons: 8
Coding region: 10-1434 (474 amino acids)
Biological process (GO): positive regulation of transcription by RNA polymerase II
Molecular function (GO): RNA polymerase II cis-regulatory region sequence-specific DNA binding; protein dimerization activity; DNA-binding transcription factor activity, RNA polymerase II-specific
Source: RefSeq, a predicted model, not a curated record
UAUGCCUUUAUGGAGAAGUCUCAAAUUAAGGCCGAAGAGGAGGUCUACUAUCCUUCCAUACCAGCGGAGCCGUCUGGCAGUACAGUAUACAGUAGUGAACCGACAGCACGUGUAAACAUGAAUGGUUCUCACAUGAUGAACACAAGCCAAAGUGUUUUCCCCACAAUUCCGGGGGGACCUGGAAAAACAUUGACUAUGGAACAAGUUGACCCAUCAACGUUAGAAGACGAUUCGGAUUCAGAUGACGGACUGAGAGCUAUGGGUAUCGGGAUUAAACCCGGAAAAAAGACGAAAGGACGAGUUAAAAUUAAAAUGGAAUUUAUUGAAAACAAACUCAGACGAUAUACAACAUUCAGUAAACGGAAAACCGGAAUAAUGAAAAAGGCAUAUGAGUUAUCUACCCUGACUGGUACCCAGGUAAUGUUGUUGGUGGCCAGUGAGACCGGCCAUGUGUACACCUUUGCUACCCGUAAACUUCAGCCAAUGAUUACCAGUGACAGUGGUAAGGCCCUUAUACAGACCUGUCUGAACUCCCCAGACCCACCCCCAGGAUCUCAGGCAGCUCAAGUCAUAGAACAACGAAUGAACCCCACGGGAUUUGAGGAGACAGAACUCAGCUAUGCAGUUAGUGAAGAGGAAAGUAAGCUGGACAGUGCAAUGAAACCAGUGCUAGCAGUGGGUACCCUUACUCCUGGGAUGCCGGAGACUCCAGGGUUUGUCCAGUCCUCCCAAAGUCAAGGAAUGGUCCUCAGUAGUUCCCCGUCCUCUGUUCCUGCCUCCAAUCUCCUCCAACAGCCUGUAUCCACGACUACAACACCAACCACGCAAGCCACAUAUCCCUCAUACACAACACCCAACAAAGCAGCUACCAUGCAGCUUUCAGGUCUCCCUACGGGAGCUGUCCUAGUCCCUCCAGGUACGCCAUUAAUUCCACUUCAACAAAACGGACAACAAAUCCCUUCAGCAGCUCAACAAACGACGCAAACAGUUUAUCGUAUUCCCAACACAAACCAGCUUGUCACCAUACCUAACAAUUCUUUGGGUCAGUUUGAUAUAUUGUCAUCAGAGGCAGGACAAAACAACGGACUUCCAUCGAUCACAGGGAGUGUCUCCACACAAGGUGUAACACCUACAACACAGACGUCGAGUGGCCUGACCCCAGGGCUAGUAAUGUACCAGACGCCCCAGGGUAUCGUGUACGCACCUACCACAGCCACCCUACAGGACCGCUCAGUAUUUAAUUUCCCACAGCCUGCAACAAGUCUGUCCAUCCCUACACAGGCCGAGGGAGGACAGCAGAUAAUCACGAUACCUGUCCCAGUGUCGCUGUCGGCCACCUCACCACAGGUCCUACAGUUAAGUGCUCCAGUAGAAAGUAGUUCUGGGUCAAUCACGCUAAGUCAACCAAGUGCGGCCAAGCGCUCCCGUAAAUGACACAUGUAGCACAGCUAUGAUGGUCUAAUUUACACACGUGGCCUUGUUUGAUGCUGUUCCAUUCCCAAGUGUUGAAGCGACCAGGUCUGGUUCCUUUGUUUGGAAGAGAUAUCCAUCUAAUGGAUAUUAUACCGAGAGCCUGGCUUGUCAUACUCUCGGGAAUCCCAGCCUGAUGUUAACACUGAUUUGUUGGUGCUUUAAUACUCUGACAAUGUGAUGGAACACAAGACUGUAGCAGGGCUAGAAAAGACUACAACAGGCCUAGAUACAACGGUUACAGGGACAUCUGAUGGAAGUUUCCAACUGAUACCUCAUCAGUAGAACUACGACAGGAGUGUCUCUGUGAAGUAUUACGUCACACUCCAGAUAAAGGCUUUCCUUUUCUUCGACAGGUGUAUCCACAGUUUUCUAGUUGUAUUAUUGUCUUAGAGUAGGAUAGAAACAGAGGAAUUCCACUGUAACAGCCAUUGUUCGCUGUAUCAAUUCAUUAAGGUCAUAUAAUAAUGAUUCACUUAACCCAUAACUUACAUACCUUACAAAUGAAGGGGCCACUCUGAGACAAACAAAUAAUUCAACCUAUUGGAAUUAGAUGGGGGAUCUAAACCCACAGCUGCUGAACUUACUACCAAACAUUCAGGGUCAAGAUCCUCCUGUCUGGCCCCAAAGGUCGAGAUAGAUCUUCCUUUCUUGCCCAAAGGGUCUCGCCCCAAAGGUCGAGAUUCAUCUUCCUCAUCCCAAAGGUCGAGAUUCAUCUUCCUCAUCCCAAAGGUCGAGAUUCAUCUUCCUCAUCCCAAAGGAAGAGAUCGAUCCUUCUCAUCCCAAAGGGACUCUGAUACUUUCUGUUCUCAUGUUACCCUCCUGGUCAAUAUUAUUUCAAUGAUUAAAUUGCGAAAACAAUGUAGUAUUGAAAAGUAUAUGAAGAUGACUACAUACAUGUAUGUCACUAAUUUGAUUCAUUUACUUUCCCACCAGAUGGGUACAGCCUUCCACUGAAUUGUAUCUUGCAAUCACAAUUUAAAAAAAUAAAAUUUAAAAGAUACAGAAAAAAAAUUUGGUUGACUGACCUAACCACUUGUAUUUUAUGCUUAAGUUUUCAAUUAUUACCACCUAAAUACGAAAAUGAUUUCCCUGAUCACAAUUUGAACUUGCCUAAAUUAAAGUGUCUGCCUGUAUUUUAAGUAUUAAGAUUUUAAUGUACACUUGUAUAUACCAGGUAGUUUUGAAUAUUUUCGAGCAUAUUCUCCAAUUCUCAAAAUCCACUUAAUUUAAAAUUUCAGGUUUUUCACCCAAAAAUUGAUUCACUGAAAUCUACAUGGUAUCCUGAUAUUAAGUGUACACUCUUUAAUCUACUCAAAUAACUUGGUUGCCAAACCUUUCUGAGAACCUAAGAUAAACACUGCUCUGUUGGUGUGGAUGUCACAGAAAAGUAACACCUUAGUCCCAUCUCGUUGCCUUGGUGACAGGGAGACAAAAGACCUUGAGGUCAGUUGAGUCCCAUCUCGUUGCCUUGGUGACAGGGAGACAAAAGACCUUGAGGUCAGUUUAAGUCUCAUCUCGUUGCCUUGGUGACAGGGAGACAAAAGACCUUGAGGUCAGUUUAAGACCUUCCAAUACUAAGUUCACUUGUUACGUCAGCACCCUAUUUAAAUGUUUUACAUAUUUCUAUGCUACAUAAAUAAUCCAACCAUUCCAAAACCUUCCUCAUCAAAAUUAUAUGUCAUCCUCAAAGAUACUAAUAUCUGAAAUAUAACUAAGAGACAAACUCGUCACUUAUAAUGCCGUUCAAUAUAACAUGUUAAUGUGUUUGAAUUAUGUUUAUAUAAAACCAUAUAAUAUGAUAUGGUCAAGGAAUGAUUCCACAGUGAUGUUUAAUAUAUUUUGUCAAAUCUAAUUAAAACACUUAUACAAAUUUCAAAAUUACCCACACAAAAUGUGUCAACUUGAAAUGUACUGACUUCCUGAUCACAGACUUGAUCGCUCAUUCUGAAAUUGUACAUCAGUGUUUGAGAUGGUUUGAGAUGGUCUGUAGUUGUGUAAAUUGCAUUUAAAGAAUAAUUAUCAGAAAAUAGAGGGCUAAAAGGUAGCCAUCUUUGAUUCUGAGAUUUAAAGUUUGUGAAUCUAUUUGUCAGAGAAUAUUGAAGGAGACAUUUUCAUGCAGGUUCGCCCUGGUCCCAUGUUUAAAUAUACAUAUUCUAGUCGAUGGUUCUCAUGAAGACCUGAUCACUUUAAAAGGACAAUCAAUACCAUUUUUAUCCUCAUGCUUUAUUUUAUUAGAGGAAAGAAAAGGGUCUUUUCAUUGUGGACAUGGAGAUCCUUCUAGAUUUAAAUUUACUCAGAACCAAACAUGUGUUAAUGAGUGGGGUAAGAUUUUUCAAAUCAGAACAAUGGGGAAAUAAAUAUACCAAGGGUUUAAAUUUCAAUAUAACCUAAACUGGUUUACUGUCUCAUAAAAAUCAAAGGUGGCACUUAAUUACUGCUGAAAUGAUGUUACAGGUAUUUAUAUAAUCAGGUACACCAUUUAUAGAUAAGGAUGUGAGGGAUAUCUUUGUUAGCCCUCACUUACUUUGAUUUUAUUAUGACUACUUUUACCCUUACUGGGUAUUUGUAACUAAACGUUGUAACAGUACUCCAAAUCUAUAUUGUACACAUUGUGAGACUUAAGGGAGUCGCUGGUGAUCAUUUUGUAGUGUUUUCUUCCUGUGUUAGUGCAAUAUUUAUUUUUGUUUUCUAUUGUUUGUAAAUAUAUCCAUUGAUGUCCAGAGAGGUGUCUAGUUCUCACUGUAAAUCAUCGUCAUACCACAUCUCCUCAUAACAACAACAUUUAUAUACACUGAGUUAAUAGGGCAACAUGCAUGUACAUUAAUAAAAAAAUCAAUUAUUGUAUAGAUACUAGUGUCAUCUGAUGUCAUGACAUCUGGUGUACUCAUAAGGGAAUUGUCUUUAUGACCUUGGUUUGUGUCACACUGUGUUUGUUUAUGCUCAAUGUUUAGUUUUGAUUUAUAAAUAUGUAUGUAAAAGGAUAUAUCAAUUAGGUAACUUUAUGCCUUGUAACAGCACUAAUAUAAUUGAUUGUCUUUUUUUUCAUAGAACUUUUUCUGAAGAAUCAUUGUUUCUACAGAACAGCAAUUUUAGAGAUUCCUUGGCUCAAGCUCAACUUAUUUAUUUGUACAUCAUUAGCUCAACUUACUUCCAAAUUGAUUAAAGCUAAAACAUUCAAACCAGCUUUGCACCCAUGGCGGGCUGCAAAGUUUUCAAACAGAAAUAACCCUGAUUAAUAUUAAAGGUCAUGGGGUCAAGUUUGUUUUAAAAUAAUCUUCCAUAAACACUAACAAAAAUUGUAGAGUUAUGAAAGCUAGAGUAAUUUGAUGUUUAGCCCCAGUACAAGGGGAAUGACAUGUGACACCGGUUAUAUGACAUGUGACACCGGUUAUAACCUAUAUAGAGUUAUUUUGUAUCAGUGUAAUCUUAACAUUCAUAACCAGAUUUUGUCUUUUCUACAAACUUUAUGAUGGAAGUUUGAAUUAUUUUCAGUGCCAAUUUAACCCAUGUGAUAUGAAUCCAGUUAUACUCUGUCAUCAAGAGAUAUGUUAUUGGUGUAGUAACGACUUCACAAGUUAUUUAUUUAUCUAAUAGUUCAGACAGGUUAACUUUUUCCUAGGAAGAUGGAAAUUAAAUUAAGAUAGUGUUUCUGAACUGAAUCUUCUUAAAAUCAUGUUAAGAACGAGGAAAUCCAGUGUUGUAAUUUGAGGUACCAUACAGGCCCUUUGGGUCUCUUGUUAUAGUAGCCAUGUUAAAAUUCUCAGUCUUGUAGUACAUAGAGAUCAUUACUGUAAAAAGAAAGUUGUUAAUGUUAUGAUGAGUUAUUAGUCUCUUUAGGAUCUUGAAGUCCAGUCUGGUUUAGAUUUGUCUUAUACUGAUAUCCCCCAAAUUUAUCUGUACCCCACAAUAUAGCUGGUAGUUUGUAAACCUGACAGUACAUUACAAUGUAAGUGUUGUCAUGAUCUUGUGUUUAACUUGUUAUCACAUCAGUACAAUGAUGAACAGGCACAUCUACAUUAGUUCCUACAGAAAUAUUAUAUAGUGUUGUUAAUGAAAUCAUUAUUUAAAGCAAUUCUUCUACAUGUACAAUGCACAAAAAUGUAUCUGUUACAAACGAUGCAAUGUCCGAGAAACUAAAUGCUCUGUACAAUAUAUAUCACAUAAAUAUAUAAUAUUUGUUAUUUUAGAACAAAUGACUUUGAAAUACUACCAAGGCAUAUGACUUGGAGUGAUGCUGAUGACAACAUCAGUAAUCUGACAACACUACGCUAUCUGGUGGGGAUGGUUGAUAAUAUUCUGGUCUACCAGAGUUAUCUCCCUUCAUUUCACUCGAUCAGAUAUUGGAAACAAAAAUUGGUUGGCAAAGGAUUUUCGUAAAGACUAAAUAUAACUCUCUCUGGACAAGUUCAAACCAUUAAGUACCUUGAUCUAGUGGUUAUACUUGUUAUUGCAUCUAAAUUCUCUUACUUGUUAGUAGCACAACUACUAUGUAUGUACAUGUACUAAAACCAAAUGUUCUUGAUUUUAAGAUUAAGUGUGUAAACUUACCUACAAAGAUCAUUUUAGUACCUAACAAAAAUGUUCUAAAUAUUUUUUAAACCUUAUUUAUUGUGACACUGUUCUGUAUUAUUUAUCAUUUAAGUGCCAUUUCAUCGUCUUCAUUACAUUUCUGUGUUUUUCAUUCCUUGUUGACCAAGGCUUUAAUCAUUAACUUUGAACAAGUUUUAUAUAUUGUUAUAUGGUAACCAUGGAAAUACCUUGUAUGUAUAAUGUGACUAAAUGACUAUCUGUUUAAAUCGUUAGUUUAGUUAAUUUUGUGGCCAAAUUACCUUGUGUUAAUCAAUUGAAAUCAUUAAUUAUGCAAUCUCAAUUUUGAAAGUGAUAAAUGUUUAAGCAAUCAUGAUUUUAGCACACAUAACUGGGUGACCGUAUGUUUUGGUCCAUGGUCUGUCAUCACUUUCUGUCCAUCCGUCCAUCAACUUUGUUUUAUUAAUAGCAUCCUUUAGAGGCUUAGAACCUAGAAUGCAUAUUCAUACCCUGCCUACACUACUUUCCAGCAGGACUGAUGACAACCAUCGUCCAGAGUUACAUCAUCAAAGCUAAUGAGAACCAUGAUCCUCCUAUUAUAUUUGUCCAUUAGAUACCGGUAUCUGUGAUGUAGUGCUAUAAAGUUCCUUCAUAUAAAUGCCCUUGACCUACUUUCAAUCUCACAGGGGCCAAAUAUAUUCGGAUCUUUCAAAGAACAUUAUCAGAAUUCUAGGGACUGUGGAGUCGAAAUAUUUUCUAUUAAAAACAUUUUGUCAUUAUUUUUCUUAUAUUAAUAAGAUCAAUACAGGCUCUGUUGGCCUUUUGUUUCUUUGCCCUUAAGAGGAUCAGUAUUAGAUUAUAGCUACUACAGACCUAUAGAGCUCAUACUUACAAGACUAACCUCUGUACAUAUUUUUUCAUUAGAAUAUGUAAGGUAUUUCUAAUAUGAAAUGUUCAUGCUCCAUAUAUUUGAAAUAAUGAUGUUAAUUAUGGCAUGUCUUAGUGAUGAAAAUGUGUUACUAGAUGUAUUUUUAUAACGAUAGUGCCUUUUGUGGAUUGAGAGUUAAGAGUGAGAAGGAGAUGUGUGUUCUGAUGGUGGUGUGAGACCUCAGAAUGGUGGGAACCUAAUUUGGUACCCACUAUGAAAUAGCUUUUCACACAUACAAUGUUAUUUUUGAUAAAUAAAUAAAACAUUUUAAAUGAA